AUGGGAAGAGGCGGUGCGAUCUACCUCAGCUAUACGGCUCUGGUGCUCUUAUCAGCGGUCUCCAAAGCCAGCGCGGGCCUCUGGGACGUCUCGAUUGAUCUCAGUCCUGCACCGAGUCCGGAAGACGGGCCUCCAUUUUCAGCACACGCCAGUCGCGAUAGAAGCCUUCUACCAUACCAGAUCAUCGGCAUCGUAGCUUCGUACCUGGGAUUCGUCUUGAUACUCGGCACCCUGCUUCUCACUGUUGGACGGAAGGCGCGAAAGGAAGCGCAAACGAGGGCAGAACAACCGACGGAGAUGACGGAAAACAUGGGCAAGGCAUUCGACGCGAGUCCUGUCAAAAGUCCCGGAAGUUUACGCAGUUGGGUGCGCAAGAAGAAGAGCACAACGAGCAGCAUCAGGAGCGGGACAAGUCACAACUAUGGAUCGCCGGGCAUGGCCAGUGUUGCGAGCUUCGAUCCCAAUGUGAUUCAACAGCAAAGGCAUCAACAGGAGGAAGAUAUGAGCCGGAUCUACGGAGCUUAUUUCGAGUACGAGGAGCAGAAGAUGCGAACCGCAGUCUCAACAGAGGAAGUUCAACCAGCAUCGCCUCAGUACGUUCGGUCCAAGCCACAACUGAGGGUGAAUCCCGACCUGGAGAGGGUUCAAACCAUGGGUUCGUACCCUCCUCAGAGUCCUCUGAGUCCCACCACACCGAGAUCCAUUCGAGCCAUCUACCCUCCAUCCCAACAGCUGCCACGGGGUGGCCCAUUGUCGCCCACAUCGUCUGCACCGCCCCAGUCUCCACUGCGAGAAACAAGAAUAGCAAGGGCUUCGUCUAUCGGCAGCGGCAAGACCAUUGGCUCUGACAGAAGCCCAGGCCCAAACAAGCUGCAAAAGUCCAUCCGCGGUGGCAUUCGCAACCUCAAGAUCAGUGGGCCAUAUCGUGGCAAUGACGAUAACGACGAUGGUGCUCGAACUCCUCUGUCUCCUGGCACAUUUGAAACGGCAGAGGGAGCACCAUCGCCACCUAUUGGCACCACCGCUGACAGUGCGAUAACACCCACCACGGCUGGCACUGGCAGGACCGUGCCAUACCCUUACACCCACGACGAGCGCCUGGAGGAGAUCCGUGAUCUGCCACAUCCAAAUCCGCAACGCAUAGGCAAUCCCAUCUAUGAAAACGAGGCACAGGUUCUGACAGACACUGCUUCGACUCGUCCAGAUCCGACUGGAGCAGCACUGACAGGCCGACGCAUUAAUACAUCUGCUGCCAGCGUCGACAAACCACUCCCGCUGAGAGCGUAUGGUUCGUCGCGGACGCUUGCAACGCAAAACCAAUCACCCAUGUCACCUUCCAGCUACUGGAUGCAGGGCGGCGACAUAAGGAGCCCAACCAAGGUCACAGAACUUGAGGUGGGCGCAAACCGACUCGCUGGUAUUGCGUCGCCGCUGCGAAGUGCGUAUGAGGCUCCAACCCCUCGAACGCCUUUCACGCCGCACUUCAUGACCAAGGCUGAGAGGAAGCAGAAGAAUAAGGAGGAGAAGGCAUUGAAGGGAGCGAUUACUGAAGAAGAUCAAGUUGCAGACGAGAAAGACUUGUGGUCGAGCGGAUACUGA
Messenger RNA from Zasmidium cellare ATCC 36951, 1599 nucleotides. RefSeq lists its product as uncharacterized. NCBI's taxonomy places the organism in Eukaryota, Fungi, Ascomycota, Dothideomycetes, Mycosphaerellales, Mycosphaerellaceae. The record is from RefSeq and is a predicted model, not a curated record. The transcript has a single exon. Bases 1 to 1599 code for a protein of 532 amino acids.